This is a messenger RNA of Diachasma alloeum, 3920 nucleotides long. It is a transcript of the gene mus301, whose product is annotated as helicase POLQ-like. The transcript has 11 exons. The coding region runs from base 376 to 3348 and encodes 990 amino acids. The record is from RefSeq and is a predicted model, not a curated record. Lineage: Eukaryota; Metazoa; Arthropoda; Insecta; Hymenoptera; Braconidae. Gene Ontology annotation, molecular function: ATP binding; nucleic acid binding.
GCUUCGGGCAGAGAUAAUAAUUCGGGAACCCGCAUUCUAGUAUUGUACAUAUAUUAUGAUGUAGAUGCGUUCACGUGUUCAGCUGUUCAAAAACGCGGGACAUUUCCCUUGAAUCGGCGAACAAAUCCGACUUCUAUGGUUAAAUAAAUUUUAGUUAAUUAAUAAGUUGAAUUACAUGGACCAAUUUAAUUUAUCCAUUAUUUCUACAAAUUUCAAUUAUUAAAGUCUUAACAUCAGUGGUGAAAUCGUCGUUAUUAAAUGAGGGUAAAUGUGAUCGUGCUAAUAGAGCUAGGUUAUACCCAUAUGAAUGAGCGACCCUCAUUAUUCAAUUAAUUGAUCAAAUGAAUGUUCCAAUUCCAUUCUUUAUGAGAGAAAAUGUCAAGUGAUAGUUAUCAUUCUACACAAGACACCAGUAAUUCCGAGUUUACUUCAUUCACAGAAUCAGCUUUUCAACAGUUUGAUGACACUAUCAAUAACAACAGUGAUAGUGACGGUUCCAUUGAACCCUGCGAUGUAUCAAAAAUGAUCGAACGCGAUUUAGAAACUAUUUUGCACACAACAGUACAAAAUAAGACAGUUAAUGAAUUUGUAGAUAAUAUUUUCGAGGACUCGGGGCAGUGGUGUAACGCAUCAAUAUUCAAUAACGCAACAACAGAUAUUUCCUUCGUAUCUGAAACAACAGAGGACUUCCAAGAUGAUGAUUCAAGACAGAGUACGGAAGUGACAGAAAAUUCGCAUAUUGAUCUGAUGACGAGUAAGAUUCUACGUCCAGAAACUUCGGCCUUCUCUCUCAAUCAAGUUGAACUCGAUGAAUUGUGUUCAGAGUUUGAAAAGGAUGACCUAUAUUCAACGAAAUUGGAGCAACAAUUAGAGGAUAAUCAUUGUGGUGAAAAACCAGCUGUUAGAGUUGACGUUAAUGUUAAUGAUGAGAAGGCCCUGGGUGCAUUUCAUGGGCUUUCUGAUAAAAUUAAAUCACUGAUCUUCAGGAUUAAGAAAAUUCGCUCACUCUAUGAUUGGCAAGAUGAGUGUCUGAGAUUAAAAUCUGUGAUGAAUCGUAGGAAUUUAAUUUAUGCUCUCCCAACGAGUGGUGGCAAAACUCUAGUAGCAGAAAUCUUAAUGUUAAGGGAAAUUACGUGCAAUAAAAAAAAUGCUAUAUUUAUUCUACCAUUCGUUGCAAUUGUACAGGAAAAGAUUCAGUCAUUGGCUCCAUUCGCUGUAGAAUUGCAUUUUCUAGUCGAGGAAUAUGCUGGCAGUAAAGGUGGAUAUCCCCCCAUCAAAAGAAGACGAAAGAAUAGCCUCUAUGUUUGCACAAUUGAAAAAGCCCUAGGAUUGAUUAAUAGCCUAAUCGAAACCAACAGAUUGAAAGAAAUUGGGAUGAUCGUAGUCGAUGAAUUACAUUUGCUAGGGGAGGAUGGAGGCAGAGGCGCAACUCUGGAGGGAUUGUUAGCAAAAUUAAUGUACAUUAAUGUUGACAUUCAUAUUGUGGGUAUGAGUGCCACAAUAGGGAAUUUGAAUGAAGUGGCGGAGUUCCUGAAUGCAGACGUGUACACACAAAAUUUUCGACCUGUGGAAUUGAAAGAAUAUAUCAAAUGUGAGGAUCGUAUAUGGUUGAUAAAUACUAAAGAAGAAGAUAUCUUUACUGAUGAGAAGAAGAUCAAUUAUCAAUACUCUGAAGCAGCAUUGAAACAAGACCCAGACAAAAUCGGCGGUCUCGUUAUGGACGUAGUGCCUAAGGACUCCUGUCUCAUCUUCUGCGCGACUCGAAAAAACUGCGAGAACGUUGCCCUCCUCUUGACUCGGGUACUAUUCAGAUCUCUAGUGGAAUACAGAGCAUUGGAAAAAGAGAAAUUACGAGCAGCUCUGGAGGCUGAAGGUCAGCUUUGUGCAGUUCUAUCGAAAACUAUAAAGUUCGGAGUGGCUUAUCAUCAUUCGGGCUUGACGAAUGAGGAGAGGAGGCUUGUGGAAGAUGCCUACAGGGAGGGCACCCUCUCUGUCAUUUGCUGCACAUCAACUUUGGCAGCUGGGGUUAAUCUGCCCGCCAGAAGGGUAAUUCUGAGAAGUCCCUAUGUAGGCAAUGAAUUCUUAAACCUCAGUAGAUACAAACAAAUGGUGGGUCGAGCUGGACGUGCAGGAAUGGGUGAAGUUGGAGAGAGUAUUAUCCUCUGUAAAGCUGCAGAAAUUCCGAAGAUUCGAAUGAUGUUAACAGCAAAGAUGGAUGAUUGCCUCAGCUCACUCCACACCGAGCAAGAUCGUGGGCUGAAUAAUCUCCUAUUAAGCUCUGUGAUGUUAUCAUUAGCAAGUAAUCGAGAUGAACUGCACAAACUGGUCUCUAUGUCUCUCUUGGGGAUUCAAUCCUCUCGACUGAACGUUGACAUUGAACAAAUCGUCGACAGGGCGAUAAUUUCUUUGAUAAAGGCACGACCAUUAAAAGUGAAGGAAAUCGAUGAUAAUGAAACUAUUGCGAGUAUUAUCAUGGAAUCGCAUUUCACUGAUGAUUCGACCGUCGAGCCAAAACCGAAGAAAGCGAAACAAUCGAUCAUCCUUACUAGAAAAAGUCCAUUGGAAUUGUCGACUUUGGGGAAAGCUGCAAUGAAAGGUUCGAUUGAUCUGCAAACAGCCUAUUACCUCCACGAGGAUUUGAAAUUGGCCCAGCGUCACCUCGUCCUCACGAAUGAUCUCCACGUUCUCUAUCUAGUCACUCCCUACGAUGUAGCGAAUCAGAUAAAACCUGUGGGUUCAGUCCUCUACGAUGUGAUCAUGAGUUUUUCACCUCUAACAAUGCAAGUCCCAAAAGUCUUAGGGCUUACCGAAACUGUGCUGAUGAAACUACGGGAAGGGAUAACGCCAAAAAAUAUCUCAUCACGAGUUAUUCAUAGAUUUUACCUGACGAUAAUGCUCCAUGAAUUACAAAAAGGAGAGACCGUUCAUUUAGUUGCUGAGAAAUUUCAAGUGACCCGAGGAGUUACCCAAAAUCUUGUCAGCUCUGCAGCUUCGUUUGCCUCUUCAGUCGUCAGAUUUUGCCAGGAGAUCCCAGAAUUUUGGGCUUUUGCCGUUUUUUUGAAGUCUUUCAGUAAGAGGCUGACCAUGUGUUGUGUAAAAGAGCUAGAUACACUGAUGGAACUACCAGCUGUGAAAAUAGGAAGGGCUAGACAAUUGUACGACGCUGGGUUCAAAACACUUCAGUCAAUUGCCUCUGCAACUCCCAACGAUUUGCAGAAGAAUUUGAAAUACGUUUCGAGGAAAACUGUUGAGCAGAUUAUUGUUACGGCGAAUUUAAUAUUGAUGGAGAAAGUAGAGAACCUUAAGGACGAGUAUGCAGAGUUGAUGGAGGGCUUGCAGGCGAGCUAAUUCUCUCAACAAUAGAGUACAAAAGACUUAUAAUCUAUCAUGAGGCGCAAAUAUACAGUUUACGUGCAUAAUUGAUGAAUCAUGAUUUACUUAUUGAUAUUCCUGAUAAAUAUUGUGUCAUUCAGAUCAAUAUAUUGGAAGAAUAAUAUAUUGAUUAAGCAGGCACAUAGAGUACUAAUCCAUAAUAUAAUGCGUAUUACAAUGGUACACCGAAUUUGUUCAUUUUGUUCAGAAGAAAAAUAUUCUAACUAGUGAAUAGAAUAUGGUUUCAAACGAAAAACUAGAAUUUUUUUUUGUUAAAGAGACAUUCUGAGUAGAAAGUAAAAUAAUAAACGAAUUGUUCGAGAUCGACAAUAAUCAUUAAUUUGUUAAUAUUUUUAGAAAUAAUUCGAAUCAUCAGCUUCAAUAGUCAAUUGCUAUUCGCAAUUUUCCGAUUCUUUCAUCAAUCGGCAAUCACAACAAAAGAUUGUGCAUUGAAUUCGUCUUCAACAAUUACUAUUAGGUUUUUCAGGUCCCCCAUAGACAUUAUCACGAAUUCUAAUUACGAAAAAAAAUAUUAAUUUGUGAUAAAA